AUGAAAUAUGCCGGUCGAUGGCAUACAGAAGGUAGUACAGAAAAUAUUAUCGCAGCUGGUAUCUAUUAUGUUCAUGUCGAUGAUGAAUUGAAAGGCGGAGCACUAAAAUUUCGUCCUAAACAUGCCCCACAACCAUGGUACGAUAUUUCUACUGAUAAAGAAGUAUCAGUCAGUACUGAUGCGGCGAUUGUCUUUUCAAAUACAAUUCCUCAUCGAUUUCGUCAAAUUCGCAAUUUAACAGAGAAAAAUGGUCUUCAUCGUACAUUUCUAAAUUUUUUUAUUGUUGAUCCUUAUAAACCUAUUGAUCUUUAUAAUUAUUCAUCUCGUGUACUUGCUCCACUCGAUAUAAUUAUAUCAAUAUUAGAUGAAGCCAGUGAUGGUUGCUUAAUGAUAGGACCCAUUCUUAAUAAAAUUAUUCAAUAUCUUGGUCCAAGUGCAUGGAAAAAAAUAGAAGAUGCAAAAGAAUUUCGUGCUCAAGUUCGAAAACUAAUGAUCAACGAAGAAAGUGGAUGGGGAUGGAUUAAUUGGGGUAAUUGUGGUACCGUUGAAUUUGUUCCAGCUCGUUGUUUAUACGAAGAUAAAGACGAAUGUGAAAAUUUACGUCAUACUGAAUCUGAAUAA
Rotaria sp. Silwood2 is the source of this 621-nucleotide messenger RNA. The record is from the annotation of a GenBank genome assembly. Lineage: Eukaryota; Metazoa; Rotifera; Eurotatoria; Philodinida; Philodinidae.